ACUUGCAGCCUGGCUGUUUCUUCCUGGCACUGCAGCCAGACUGACUAGAGCAGGAGGAAGAAGGAUCCAGCACUAAGGAGACCCCCCUUCUAUUCAUCACCAUCAGUUUGACUCAGUUCAACCUGAAAGCCCACCCAGCCACACAUAACACAAUUUUGAUUGCCUGCUCCGUCUGAGACAUCACACAUUAGCUUGCAGGGCACUGGUCGAUGAGCUACUGUAUGACAUUAAGAAGGUGAAUCGGAAGAGGACCAUUGACGUGGGGUCAUUCCGAAUAAGUCCUGAUGGGACACAAGAGAGGAGUAAGGUAACAUUUUCAAAAGAGGGACUGAGGACCCAAAGGGCUUUGUCUAAACAGCAGGUUAGUGCGUGGCCAGCCAGGGUGUGAAUCUACAACGCACUAGCCCACCAUGUGGACCCUUCCUCCAUGCACGGUUCCUUUAGCAAAGUCAGAGACCUACUUAACGGAAGUAUUGGAAAAUAUAUGUGAUAGAAUGAAUGAUUACCAACUGCAAGUGGAUCCUCAAACCCAAAAAAGGACGUUCAAGAGAUUUGCUCCUAGGAAAGAUGAGAAAAUCUAUGCAGAUUUAAAAAAAUUCUAUUUUUAUUCUGAUGCUUACAAACCUUUGAAAUUUGCGUGUGAAAGUAUUAUAGAAGAGUAUGAAGAUGAAAUUUUCUCACUUAUCGCCCAGGAGGCAGACUAUCUAGCUGACAAGCUGUGCAGUGAAAAAUCAGGUCUUUGUGAAGAAUCUGCUACUCACACUGAGCUAUAGCGUCGAUAAACUAUGAAUUUUACAGAGUCAAGUAAGAUGACAACCACAAAACAAUCUUCCCGUGUAAUCAAAUAGUGAUUCUCUGCCUUUUUUGCCCCUGUAAUAUCUUUUGUUUUUUACAUUUAUAUUUUUACAUGUGCGUAAGUUUCUCUUUGUUUAUUUUCUUUUAUGUUUUCAUAUUAAAAUAUUGAAACUGAAGUUUGCUUGGUUUUGGCAAGGAUCUUAGGUUUAACAUGUAAUUAAUUAUUGACCAUUUCUAUAGGUAAAACAAUUAACGUCUCAAGAUAUUCAUGCCAGGUGUGUUAAUUUUGACAAAACCAAUAUCUGAUUGUAAAAAAAAAAA
Molecule: messenger RNA, 1116 nt
Organism: Mauremys reevesii (Reeves's turtle)
Lineage: Eukaryota; Metazoa; Chordata; Testudines; Geoemydidae
Gene: CNPY1
Product: canopy FGF signaling regulator 1
Exons: 6
Coding region: 411-773 (120 amino acids)
Cellular component (GO): endoplasmic reticulum
Source: RefSeq, a predicted model, not a curated record